Molecule: messenger RNA, 4540 nt
Organism: Propithecus coquereli (Coquerel's sifaka)
Lineage: Eukaryota; Metazoa; Chordata; Mammalia; Primates; Indriidae
Gene: DENND5B
Product: DENN/MADD domain containing 5B
Exons: 21
Coding region: 1-3354 (1117 amino acids)
Molecular function (GO): guanyl-nucleotide exchange factor activity; small GTPase binding
Source: RefSeq, a predicted model, not a curated record
AUGAGCGGGAGCGGCGCGGUGCCCGGCCCGGGCUCGGGCUCCUCCCCGGCCGCCUGCCGCUUCGCGCACUACUUCGUGCUGUGCGGGAUCGACGCGGACAGCGGGCUGGAGCCCGACGAGCUGGCGGUUUUGUACCAAUGGCUAGAAGCAGAUCGUCAUGGCAAGAGCCAAGAUGCUGCAAAUACGACUUCAGGUGAAAAUUUUGACCAGAGUCCUUUGAGAAGAACAUUCAAAUCCAAAGUUCUUGCCCAUUAUCCUCAGAAUAUAGAAUGGAACCCUUUUGAUCAAGAUGCAGUGAAUAUGUUGUGCAUGCCUAAAGGGCUAUCUUUCAGAACACAAACUGACAGUAAAGACCCUCAGUUCCACUCAUUUAUAAUUACCAGAGAAGAUGGUUCUCGUACCUACGGUUUUGUUCUCACUUUUUAUGAAGAAGUUACAAGCAAGCAAAUCUGCACAGCAAUGCAGACUCUCUAUCAGAUGCACAAUGCUGAGCAUUAUAGCAGUGUGUAUGCUUCAUCCUCCUGCAGCAUGGACUCACUGGCAAGCAGUAUUGAUGAGGGAGAUACAACUUCCCUUUUGAAACUCCAGCGAUACAACUCCUAUGAUAUCAGCAGAGACACCUUGUACGUUUCCAAAAGUAUAUGCUUGAUCACACCGCUACCUUUCAUGCAGGCCUGCAAGAAAUUCCUCAUCCAGCUUUACAAGGCAGUUACCUCACAGCAGCCUCCACCCUUGCCACUUGAGAGCUAUAUCCAUAAUAUACUUUAUGAGGUACCCCUUCCACCUCCAGGGAGAUCACUGAAAUUUUAUGGUGUUUAUGAACCUGUCAUCUGCCAGAGGCCUGGGCCCAAUGAACUCCCCCUUUCUGAUUAUCCCCUUCGAGAGGCAUUCGAGCUCCUGGGAUUAGAGAACCUGGUACAGGUGUUUACCUGUGUUCUUUUGGAGAUGCAGAUCCUUCUCUACUCACAAGAUUAUCAACGCCUGAUGACUGUGGCAGAAGGCAUCACCACACUUUUGUUCCCAUUUCAAUGGCAGCAUGUUUAUGUACCCAUCCUCCCUGCUUCUCUGCUACAUUUUCUUGAUGCUCCUGUCCCUUAUCUGAUGGGCCUUCAGUCAAAAGAAGGAACCGACCGUUCUAAACUAGAACUUCCACAAGAGGCUUCCUUUCUGUCUGACCAGCCUGAGCCUUACCUGCCAUUUCUUUCACGCUUCAUUGAAACACAGAUGUUUGCCACCUUUAUUGAUAAUAAAAUUAUGUCUCAGUGGGAAGAGAAAGAUCCUUUGCUUCGGGUCUUUGACUCUCGGAUUGAUAAGAUAAGGCUGUAUAAUGUAAGGGCACCCACCUUGCGGACAUCUAUAUAUCAGAAAUGUAGCACAUUAAAAGAAGCAGCCCAAUCAAUUGAACAGAGACUAAUGAAAAUGGAUCACACUGCAAUACACCCACAUCUACUUGAUAUGAAAAUUGGUCAAGGCAAAUAUGAGCAAGGGUUCUUUCCCAAGUUACAGUCCGACGUCUUGGCAACAGGACCAGCCAAUAACAAUCGCUGGGUAAGUCGGAGUGCCACCGCGCAGCGCAGGAAAGAACGCCUUCGCCAGCAUUCCGAGCACGUGGGGCUGGACAACGACUUGAGGGAGAAAUAUAUGCAAGAGGCACGAAGUUUAGGAAAAAACCUGAGGCAACCCAAAUUGUCAGACCUGUCUCCUGCAGUGAUUGCACAGACCAACUGGAAAUUUGUAGAAGGCUUAUUAAAAGAAUGUAGAAUGAAGACAAAACGCAUGCUGGUGGAAAAGAUGGGACACGAAGCAGUGGAACUGGGCCAUGGAGAAGCAAACAUCACUGGCUUGGAGGAGAACACCUUGAUCGCCAGCCUCUGUGACCUACUAGAGAGGAUAUGGAGUCAUGGCUUGCAGGUCAAGCAGGGAAAGUCAGCUUUGUGGUCACACCUAAUUCAAUUUCAGGACAGAGAAGAGAAGCAAGAGCACCUUGCAGAAUCACCAGUUGCCCUUGGACCAGAAAGAAGAAAAUCUGACUCAGGAGUUAUAUUACCAACACUCAGGGUCUCUCUUAUUCAAGACAUGAGGCAUAUUCAAAACAUGAGUGAGAUCAAGACUGAUGUUGGAAGAGCUCGGGCAUGGAUAAGAUUGUCUCUAGAAAAGAAGCUCUUGUCCCAGCAUCUCAAACAGUUGCUCUCUAACCAACCACUCACCAAGAAGCUUUAUAAGCGUUAUGCUUUUCUACGUUGUGAAGAAGAAAGAGAGCAAUUUCUUUACCAUCUUCUUUCCCUCAAUGCUGUGGACUAUUUCUGCUUUACCAGUGUGUUCACCACUAUCAUGAUUCCAUAUAGAUCAGUGAUUAUCCCAAUCAAAAAACUGAGCAAUGCAAUCAUCACAUCAAACCCUUGGAUCUGUGUAUCAGGAGAGCUAGGAGACACGGGAGUAAUGCAGAUUCCCAAAAACCUUCUCGAAAUGACUUUUGAGUGCCAGAACUUGGGAAAGCUGACCACUGUUCAGAUUGGUCACGAUAACUCAGGACUGUUAGCCAAAUGGCUAGUGGAUUGUGUCAUGGUCAGAAAUGAAAUCACAGGACAUACAUACAGAUUCCCAUGUGGGAGAUGGCUGGGGAAAGGCAUUGAUGACGGUAGCCUGGAGAGAAUUCUGAUUGGAGAACUGAUGACGACAGCAUCGGAUGAGGACCUGGUAAAGCAGUGUAGGACUCCACCGCAGCAGAAAUCACCCACUGUGGCCAGGAGAUUGAGCAUCACAUCACUGACAGGAAAAACGACUAAACCCAACGCUGGGCAGAUCCAGGAAGGAAUUGGAGAAGCUGUGAACAAUAUUGUGAAACAUUUUCACAAACCUGAAAAAGAGAGAGGGAGCCUCACAGUGCUGCUCUGUGGAGAAAAUGGCCUGGUUGCAGCACUUGAGCAAGUUUUCCAUCAUGGAUUCAGAUCCGCCCGCAUCUUUCACAAGAAUGUCUUCAUCUGGGACUUCAUAGAGAGAGCAGUUGCUUAUUUUGAAACAACUGACCAGAUUCUAGACAAUGAAGAUGAUGUCCUUAUUCAGAAAUCAUCCUGCAAAACCUUCUGCCACUAUGUAAAUGCUAUUAAUACUGCACCCAGGAAUAUUGGGAAGGAUGGCAAAUUCCAGAUUUUAGUUUGCCUCGGAACACGGGACCGCCUGCUCCCACAGUGGAUCCCGUUGCUAGCCGAGUGUCCUGCCAUUACUCGAAUGUAUGAGGAGAGCGCCCUCCUGCGAGACCGCAUGACCGUCAACUCCCUCAUCCGGAUUCUGCAGACCAUUCAGGAUUUCACCAUAGUCUUAGAAGGAUCACUCAUCAAAGGAGUGGAUGUGUAACCCAACUGGCUAGAAACUCUCAGUCCAAACCUUGCUCCUGAUCCUUCCCCAACUAUGGAACCGAUUUGGGCUUGUCUGACAGUAGAGAAUCACUAUGGGGGGGCAGCCCACUUUAUGCCCCAAUUUGAAGAAUCCUCACUCUACAGACAAGGCAAAAUGUUGUAUUGUAGUUCAUUUGAACCAGAAUUUAGUAUAAAAUAGAGUAUUUUCAUGUGUUAGAUGUCUGUAAAUAUGCUAUCUUCUUUAAGAAAUUAUAUUACUCUAAUAAGAUGCUUUUCUUAGAUUGAAUAUUCCUGUGACUUAAAAUAAGUAGCUUAAAAAUGUUGGGGUUGUGGGGGAAGAGUGGUGCUAGUCAGGAAGAAGCCAGUAAACAUGUAAAUACAGUACAACCCAGUCGGGCCAUUUUUUUCCCUCCAGGUGUCACAAGGGAACCCAGAAUGCAUUGUUAUGUGUAGCCAUCCAUCCUGGUGUCUGAUCCUUUGUAUCAUGAAUGUAUACAGUUUUACCUACUGUAUGGAUAGUCCUCACUAGUAUCUUUUAAGUUACAAGCUGUUUUAUACAUUUGAAUUGUGAGUCACUUUUCCAGUCUUUUGGAAAAAUUUUUCAGUCGGCACAAGAUGAAGAUAUAAUUCAAGUAUUUUAAAUACUAGACCCCAGGAGCUUGGCUGAACUAGAAAGAGAACACAGAAAGCCCUGAGAAGUGUGUUAAAUUGUGGGAUUAUAACUUCUUUACACUUUGGAAAGAUUAGCCUAGACUAACUUCAUUCUUGGCAUUUUUAUUUUUGUUAUUUGAGGUACUUCGGGGAAAUGUGAAUGUCAAAGUGUUAGACUCAUAGUCAUAAGAACUGCAAACAAUAAUUUGAUUCCGUAUUUUUAAUUUGGCCAUCUAAACUCUGCAGUGGCCUCUACCUCUUCAUGAUAACCAGGAGGCCUGUCUUUGUGAGGUUCCAGUCCCCCCAUCCAUGCCCAUCCCCCCUCAAGAAAUGGAAGGAAUGUCUGAGGAGCAGGAGGGCUCUGGGUGGCUUGGAAUGUUUUUGUGAAAGUAUUUGUUGACCAUGAUAAUGCAAAUAACAGAAGGAAAGAGAAAGAAUGAACCCUUUCUGGGCGUUUCAGAGCAAGCUUUAUGUUCCUUUGUAAGAAGGGGUAAUAAUGUAAAACAAAUGACCCAGAGAAGUUAAAAGCCCUC